Aspergillus tanneri is the source of this 1842-nucleotide messenger RNA. RefSeq names its product putative flavin-binding monooxygenase. Bases 1 to 1842 code for a protein of 613 amino acids. The record is from RefSeq and is a predicted model, not a curated record. Gene Ontology annotation, molecular function: monooxygenase activity; flavin adenine dinucleotide binding. NCBI's taxonomy places the organism in Eukaryota, Fungi, Ascomycota, Eurotiomycetes, Eurotiales, Aspergillaceae. The transcript has 5 exons.
AUGUCUCUUGCUCAGAGCCACUACGUUGUAAAACUUCCCGUGACCCCGUCGACGACUUGGGAAUUAAAACCUCGGUCAGUCACCCAGCGAUGGAUCACAAACCUCGAGGCCCUCUUGCAUAGCGGGAAAUUUUCCCGGCUCUCAGAGCUUUUCCAUGAAGAGUCUUGGUGGCGGGAUAUGCUGGCCUUGGACUGGGACUUUCAUACAAUCCAAAAUUGUAGUUCGAUCCAGGAUUUUCUUCAUCGCAGCCAGCCUCACGCUCAGCUUUCGGCAUUUCGACUGCAGCACGAGGGCAAGUUACAGCCUCAGCUUGAAAAGCCGCUGGAAAACUUGAACUGGAUAUCAUCGAUGUUUUUCUUUGAAACUCAGGUUGGACGAGGGGCGGGUGUCAUUCGUUUAACCCAGGACGAUGCCGGUGCAUGGAAAGCCUAUUCAGUGUAUACGUCUUUGCAAGAGUUGAAAAACUUUGAGGAGCCUCUUGGUUCGAGAAGAGUGAACGGAACAAUCGAAUCAAUGCCAGGGGGCUUGAGUAAAGGGAAUUGGGUUGAACGACGUCAAAGGGAGAUCGAAUUUUUAGACGAGGAACCAACCGCAUUGGUCAUCGGUGCUGGCCAAGCUGGUCUCAAUAUGGGUGCUCGACUAGAGUCCCUCGGUGUUUCGUGUCUUAUCAUUGACCGCAAUGAGAGGAUUGGUGACAACUGGAGAAAACGUUACAGGACCCUUGUGACGCACGACCCGGCAGAGUUUACUCAUAUGGCCUAUCUCCCUUUCCCAAAGAAUUGGCCUCAAUUUACCUCAAAAGACAAGCUCGCCGAUUGGUUCGAAGCAUAUGCUAGCAUAAUGGAGCUAAACGUAUGGCUUCGCACAAGUAUCAAGUCUGCAGUGUAUGAUGAUGUAAAGUCGGAAUGGACAGUAAUCGUCAGACGAGGUGACGGCUCUGAGCGCACAAUUCGCCCGCGUCAUUUAGUCUGGUGCACUGGUCACUCUGGCGAACCCAAGAUUCCUACAUUUCCUGGUCAGGUACAGUUCAAGGGAACCGUCUACCAUGCCAGCCAACACAAUGAUGCUUCUGAGCAUGAUGUGAAAGGCAAAAAAGUAGUCGUUGUUGGUACCGGAAACAGCGGCCAUGAUAUUGCCCAAAAUUUCUAUGAAAAUGGGGCCGAAGUGACUAUGCUCCAGCGCCGUGGAACAUACGUCAUCACAGCCAACAAAGGUGUUUUCAUGAUGCAUGAAGGCCUUCAUGAAGAAAAUGGCCCUCCUACCGAGGAAGCAGAUAUCAUAGCUGAGAGCCUACCUUUCCCCGUACAAUUUGCACUUGCAACCCACUUCACAAAUAGAGUAUAUGAAGCGGAGAAAGAUAUUCUAGAAGGUCUGCGAAAAGCAGGAUUCGAGCUUGACUUCGGUGUAGAUGGUGCCGGCAUCACCCGUGCAUACAUAACACGGGGCGGAGGCUAUUAUAUUGAUGUCGGUUGCAGUGCAUUAAUCGCCGGUGGCAAAAUCAAAAUCAAGCGUAGUCCCGAGGGGAUCUCCUCCUUCAACGAGCAUGGGCUGGUCCUUAAAGACGGCAGUACAUUGGAAGCAGACAUAGUCGUACUGGCUACAGGAUAUGACAACAUGCGCACCACUGUCCGCAAGGCACUAGGAGAUCAAGUGGCCGAUCGGUGCAAGGAUGUCUGGGAUUUGGAUGAGGAGGGUGAAGUGAAUGCGAUGUGGCGACCUAGUGGUCAUCCGGGGUUCUGGUACAUGGGUGGAAACCUUGCUCUUUGUCGCAUUUAUUCCAAAUUCCUGGCGUUGCAAAUAAAAGCAACUGAGGCUGGACUGGUAGCACCAAACCCCCUUUAA